Alternaria atra is the source of this 1683-nucleotide messenger RNA. RefSeq lists its product as uncharacterized. Gene Ontology annotation, molecular function: zinc ion binding; cysteine-type deubiquitinase activity. The record is from RefSeq and is a predicted model, not a curated record. The transcript has a single exon. Lineage: Eukaryota; Fungi; Ascomycota; Dothideomycetes; Pleosporales; Pleosporaceae. Gene Ontology annotation, biological process: protein deubiquitination; mRNA processing; spliceosomal complex assembly. The coding region runs from base 1 to 1683 and encodes 560 amino acids.
AUGUCGAAGCGACCGGCGCUGGAACCGCUCGAGGAAGUCUACGACGCGCCUUCUCCAGCACCAAAGCGCGCCAGGGUCGAAGACGAAGAGAUGGAAAGCCCUCAGGCCAAUGGCGCGACUAGCAAUAGUCAUCUCAUGUCUCCGCGCGAGCAAGACCGGGACAAAGUAGACAUCGCAGGCGCAUACGAGGAGGAGCAUGCGGAGCUUGUGGAAGCCGGCGCAUUAGACGACGACGACGACGACGACGACGACGAUGACGAGCCCGCAAUCGCUGCGCCGAAACGUCAGACGGCUCCAGAAGCUGGAUACACAGACCUAUAUCUUGACACGAUAAAUCGCAAAGUCCUCGAUUUCGACUUUGAGAAACUAUGUUCCGUCACCCUCUCCAACAUCAACGUCUACGCCUGUCUCGUAUGCGGGAAAUGCUACCAAGGUCGCGGUCCAAAAUCACAAGCAUACUUCCAUGCGCUGGAAGAGGGUCACCACGUAUACGUCAACAUGGAGACAAAGAAGGUCUAUGUUCUCCCCGAAGGCUAUGAGGUGACGUCCAAGUCGUUGGAUGAUAUCAAGUUCGUUGUGGAUCCACGCAUGAGCAAAGAGGAGGUCGCAAAGCUGGACAAAGAGCCCAAAGUGUCGUGGGACCUCUCUAACCGAGAGUAUAUUCCAGGUUUCGUCGGCAUGAACAACAUCAAAGCGAACGACUACUUCAACGUUGUGAUACAAGCCCUCUCUCAUGUUGCCCCCUUGCGGAACUAUUUCAUGCUGGAAGAUCUGUCAACUCGACCACAGCUCGCACAGCGCUUUAGCACACUUGUCCGCAAGAUUUGGAACCCACGGGCCUUCAAAACUCACGUCUCGCCCCAUGAACUCCUCCAAGAGAUUGCUCUUCGAUCGUCGAAACGUUUUACUCUCUCCGACCAGUCAGAUCCCGUCGACUUCCUCUCAUGGUUCCUCAACAACCUCCACCUAGCAGUCGGCGGCUCGCGAACAAAACCCAACAGCAGCAUAAUCCAGAAAGUAUUCCAGGGCACACUGAAAAUUGAGCAACAAGAAAUCACCGCUCGUGCAGAUGCAGGCGACCGCCUCCGUUUCGAAGACGCAGCUGUCCAAACCGAGAUAUCCCGUUUCCUCGUGCUAACCCUUGACCUACCCGCAGCCCCUCUAUUUCAAGACGCACUGGAAAAGAACAUCAUCCCACAAGUCCCUCUCGUCAACAUCCUCUCAAAAUACAACGGUGUGACUCCACAAGAGAAGUCGAAGAAUCGCGUUCGCUACCGCCUCCUACACCCCUUGCCCCCUUACCUCCUCUUCAACAUCAAGCGCUUCUCUAAGAACAAAUUCGUCUCGGAACGCAACCCGACCAUCGUCACCUUCCCUGUUCACUCCCUCGACAUGUCACCCUAUGUCGAGCCAAACCCGAAAGAAUACCCACCUGGCGAGCCUAUCUGGUAUGAUCUCGUGGCCAACAUCACCCACGAGGCGGUCAAGAAGAAGGAUGAUAGUGUCGAGGGUGAACAGGAGAGCAAGGUUUGGAGAGUGCAGGUUAAAGACCGAGCGAGGGAGGAGUGGUAUGGUAUUCAAGAUCUGUACGUCGAGAAGGAGAGAGGCGAGACGCUGUUUACCAAGGAAGCAUAUCUGAUGGUCUGGGAGAGGAGAAGGGGGCAGAAACCAAAGGGGAGGUAG